Molecule: messenger RNA, 1813 nt
Organism: Cebus imitator (Panamanian white-faced capuchin)
Lineage: Eukaryota; Metazoa; Chordata; Mammalia; Primates; Cebidae
Gene: BBS5
Product: Bardet-Biedl syndrome 5
Exons: 12
Coding region: 378-1511 (377 amino acids)
Biological process (GO): intracellular transport; cilium assembly
Cellular component (GO): BBSome; ciliary basal body
Molecular function (GO): phosphatidylinositol-3-phosphate binding
Source: RefSeq, a predicted model, not a curated record
AAAGUGCUGGGAUUACAGGCGGAAGCCACCAUGCCCAGCUUUAAAUCUAAAUCUCUUUACGGUGAAGAGAAAUACAGAGAGGGGUAAAACGGCUAAAGGAUGUCUGUUUGGAGGCGAGGAAGGUCGCCCAGAGGUCAGGCACGCUCCCCCGCGGCGGAGACAGCUGGGCUUCUCCGAGACUCCUAGAUCCUGCCUCGCAUCUCUAAUCGGCUUAACAAUGCGAACCAGCUGGGUGACGCGCGCGCACUCUCGCGGAAGCUUGAGUCUCGGCGCCCGCCGUAGACGUCGCGACGGAGGCGGCCCGUUGCCUUGGAGCCAGCGAGACGCGGCUGGGCCUCCACCUCUGUGGAGAGGGCCAGCCGCGGGCUUUCUUCAACAUGUCGGUGCUGGAUGCGCUUUGGGAGGACCGAGAUGUCCGCUUCGACCUGUCCGCGCAGCAAAUGAAAACAAGACCCGGAGAAGUCCUUAUUGAUUGUUUGGAUUCAAUUGAAGACACCAAAGGAAAUAAUGGAGACAGAGGUAGACUCUUGGUAACAAAUUUAAGAAUUCUCUGGCACUCUUUGGCAUUACCAAGAGUCAAUGUUUCUGUCGGUUAUAAUUGCAUACUGAAUAUUACAACAAGGACUGCUAACUCUAAAUUACGAGGCCAAACUGAAGCUCUUUAUAUACUAACAAAAUGUAACAGUACUCGUUUUGAAUUUAUAUUUACAAACUUGGUUCCUGGAAGCCCUAGACUUUUUACAUCUGUGAUGGCAGUACACAGAGCAUAUGAAACUUCUAAAAUGUAUCGUGAUUUUAAAUUGAGAAGUGCACUAAUUCAGAACAAGCAAUUAAGACUGUUACCACAGGAACAUGUAUAUGAUAAAAUCAAUGGAGUAUGGAAUUUAUCCAGUGAUCAGGGCAAUUUAGGAACAUUUUUUAUUACCAAUGUGAGAAUUGUGUGGCAUGCAAAUAUGAAUGAUAGUUUUAAUGUCAGUAUACCAUAUCUGCAAAUUCGUUCAAUAAAGAUUAGAGAUUCAAAAUUUGGUUUAGCUCUUGUCAUAGAAAGCUCUCAGCAGAGUGGUGGAUAUGUUCUUGGCUUUAAAAUAGAUCCUGUGGAAAAACUACAAGAAUCAGUUAAGGAAAUCAAUUCACUUCACAAAAUCUAUUCUGCCAGUCCCAUAUUUGGAGUUGAUUAUGAGAUGGAAGAAAAGGUAAUUUCUGGGACCCUCAUCAUCCAGUCUAUCAAUGGUGUCCUCACUACCCACUCCAUUAGAGGUGUCCUUACUGUCCACUUUAUCACCAGUACCCUUGAUAGGGGCACUAGCUGUGAUGUACUUGCUGUCCCCUCUAUUGUUGGUGCCCCCACUGUCUGCUCUAUCACUGGGACAGUCACUGUCCAUUCUGCUUAUUUUGCUGAUGGCAAUAAGCAACAAGAUCGUGAACCUGUAUUUUCAGAAGAACUGGGGCUUGCAAUAGAGAAAUUGAAGGAUGGCUUCACCCUGCAGGGACUUUGGGAAGUAAUGAGUUGAUCUUGAGUUGAGAUGGAUUUCUAUUUAAACAUAUCUCAAGUUUAAAGAUACUAGUCACCUGCCAUAAGUCAUGGAAUAGUUUUUAUAUUUACAACUUUUAUAUUUAAAGCUUUUAAGAGUUUUUAAUGAUUAAGGAAAAACUCAUUUAGAAAACCUAGUUUUCUAAAAAUUAUAUUUAAAAUUGUAAUCAAAAUGUAUCUUGUUUAUAAAUGUUUAUUUUGUACUUAAUGCCUGUAAAGUCUUAGUUUUCGGAUAUUGUGACUGUAUCAUGUUGGGUUUAAUAAAGAAUUUAUGCAGCACCA